AUGGUCUCCUCAACCACUCUUCUUAAACAGGACACAAAAAAGCCCCAAAAGCUCCCGUCAAUCGAGGAGAUCAAGGCGGCAAUCCCUGCACACUGUUUUGAAAAAAGUCUUCCAAAAUCACUUUUCUUUCUGGUGCUCGAUUACGUGAUUCUCUAUGGAUGCUAUUUGGUAUUGCCGUAUUUUGAGGCAUAUGGAUGGGCUGGAUACAUCACAUGGUGUUGGGUGAUCGGGAUGUUCGCAGCGUCGUUGUUCUGCAUUGGACACGAUUGCGGGCAUACGACUUUCUCGAACUAUGAAUGGGUGAAUGAUUUGUGUGGACACAUCGCUCACGCGCCGAUUAUGGCUCCGUAUUGGCCGUGGCAGAAGACCCAUCGACAGCAUCAUCAGUACACCUCUCACAUCACCAAGGACAAGGGACAUCCAUGGGUGACCGAGGAGGACUAUGAGGGAAAGAACUUUCUCGAGAAGCACUUUGCGAAGUUCCCAAUCUCUGGAUUGCUCAGAUGGAAUCCAAUCUACACAUUCCUCGGUCUCCCCGAUGGAUCGCAUUUCUGGCCAUUCUCCGAUCUUUUCACCACCACAACCGAGCGAAUCAAAUGCGCCGUUUCCGCGUCAGCCGUUUUCUUCUGCAUGGGGGUUGCUUUCUACUUCUGCGACUAUUCGAUCACGAAAUGGUUCUGGUACUACUAUAUGCCGUGUUUGUGGCAAGGAUUGUGGCUUGUUGUCAUCACCUACAUGCAGCAUUCUCAUCCGGAAAUCGAGGUUUACGAGGAUAGCCAGUGGAACUACAUGAAGGGACAAGUGCAGACAGUCGAUCGAACCUAUGGAUUCGGCGUCGACACGUUGCUCCAUCACAUCACUGACGGCCAUGUUGCUCAUCACAUGUUCUUCACGCGAAUCCCGCACUAUAAUCUCAUGGAGGCCACUGAGGCGAUCAAAGGCGUUUUGGAUCAAUAUCCAGGUGCAUAUAGGCAUGAGACAAACUACCAUGUUUGGUUCAAAUACCUCUGGUACAAUGUUCGUCUUGAGUACCUCAUUGGGAAGGGAUCCGGUGUGCUUCGGUACAAACUGAUCGGACAAGAGAAGAAACUUCAU
This is a messenger RNA of Mesorhabditis belari, 1095 nucleotides long. Lineage: Eukaryota; Metazoa; Nematoda; Chromadorea; Rhabditida; Rhabditidae. The record is from the annotation of a GenBank genome assembly.